Spodoptera frugiperda (fall armyworm) is the source of this 5202-nucleotide messenger RNA. RefSeq names its product restin homolog (gene Pif1A). NCBI's taxonomy places the organism in Eukaryota, Metazoa, Arthropoda, Insecta, Lepidoptera, Noctuidae. The record is from RefSeq and is a predicted model, not a curated record. The transcript is spliced from 23 exons. Bases 541 to 4602 code for a protein of 1353 amino acids.
AGUGUUGCAUGACGCGUGAGCAGCGUCACUCCGACACCGCGAGUCCGCCGGCUGGGCGGUGCGCCGCCCACUGAAAACACUCGAGCGUCAGUCUCGACGUCCACUCCGCGCGGUCCGCCUGUCGUUUCCCGCGACGGCAAACAAACCCCCUAUUUAUAAGUACAAUAAGAACCAUAGUCAAAUUUCGCACGUGAUACGAAAAACCGCGCCAUUUUUGUUUUUUUUAUUUCUUAUUUAUAAACAUUAACAUUUCGAACGGGAAACGACGUAACGCGCUUCGAUUCGUUGAUUCGAUGUUCUCAAUUUAAAUUGUAGUGUUUCAGACUAACGGGGUGACUAAUAUUUUUUGUGUAUUUUUGAGGAUACAUUGUGGAUUCUUUUUUUGAAGAAUUGGCUACCAGACCCCGGAACAGAAGAACAACACGAAUCGAAACGAAAUACGAUAAAUAAGCGAACCGUACCCAAGAGUACGAGGCAAUAGACCGCGGACGGGUGAGACGUAGUCCCGAAUUGUGAUAACGAAGCCGGGGACGCCUAGACAUGGCGUCCACCGACACAUCGACCACCAGCAGUCAGAUAUCCGCCGUAGCUAAUGAGGAACACAAGCGUACCGUCGACGAAGCAUUCUUAAACAAGAUGAAAGGCCUCGUCGAAAGGUUAAGGCUUGAGAACGCGACCUUGAAGAAGUCGCUCGACAUCGAGCGGAGCGAGGUCCGAGCACUUAAGGCCCGCAAUGAGAGCACACUCAGAAACCUAAAGACUGAACACAGAAAGAAAGAAGAAUUUCUAGAAAAACAAUUACGAACAGCUAAACCAGAUAAGACAUCAGACAGUGCACAGUCACUAGAUAACAAAGUCUUAGAAAUUAAGAAAUUAACGAUAGAAAUUCAGUCUUUAAAGUCAGCAAAUAAGGGUCUUCAAGAAAAACUCAAGGUUGCGCAGGCGGCGGAGUGCGCUCGCGCGGCCGAGCUGCGCGCGCAAGCCGCGAAGCACAGCGCGCUCGAACAGGCCGCGCGAAGAGACGCACGCGCACAGUGCCAUAAACUGCUGGAGGAAAUUAAAUCGAAAGAGAGGGUGAUACUACAACUGAAGCGAGAAGCAGCGCGGAUGGCAGUCAUCCAACAAAAUGAACAGACGCAGAGAAUGGACUGCGGAGCAAAUGAGCUGGGCAGGAAACUGCGUGUUGAUCAGGAAAAAGGGAAGACGAACCGAGAAGAUUUGAAAACCGACAUACAGCAUCGGAAGGAAACGUUUUAUAGGGAGGCUCCGUCAGACGAGGAUUCCGCGGUGUCGUCCGCGCCCGCCUCGCUGUCACCCCAACCGGCCAACGACAUGUGGUCAUGCGGCCAAUGCCGUUCGUCGGCGGAGCGCGCGUCGGCCGCUGCGCGGGAGUGCACGCGCCUUGCGGACGCGUUGCGAGACGCGCGCGACCAACUCGAGCUCAUGGAGUUCAGGCUUUUAGAGCUGGAAGACGCACAUCCUGAUAAGGGUCCCAGAGACAACCUCACGGACACAGAUUCGGGUUGUGUAUCUCCAGGCUCACGUAUCAAGGAUUCCGCGUCGCCUGAACUCAAACGAAUGGAUUCCGGAUACAAAUCCCCACACGCUCCUAGUAGCCCCUGUAAUCCCCGAAGGCACUUGGGAACACCACACGAUGACUUCAAAGAAGAUUUUGCGAGGGCCCAAGUGCUAGCCGACAUUUUAGACAAGAACUCCGAAGCCACCAGUGAUUCCCUCAAAAGCAACCCAGUCAAGGAACAUUUGGAACAAAUGAUACUGAAUGCGGCGUCUGCGGAGGAUAGGGCCUGCUUGGAGCAAGUUCUAAUGCUGCUAUACAACCUACAAGCGUUGAGCAGUUCUGUCAGCGAAGAUGAAUGCUAUCAGGUAAAACCGAAAAAAAUAUGUGACCUGAGAUUCAAACAAGAAACUGACAAGACUCAAAAGGCGAUCGCAACAGUAACGCCUUACCAACAGAAAGGAUACAAAUGCGAGUCCUUGGAGAGUCUUUGCAGUGAAGAGCGAAAACCAAGCAACGUUCUGCAGGAGAGCGGCAUCUUUGAAGGUGUUGAGACAGAGUCAAAGAGUACGCAAACAGACGUCAACGAAAGUUUUGAAUGUAGCGGUGAGCUAAACACCGAAAUACAACGACUGAAUAGUAUAAGAGAGAAGUUAGAGAGACAAGGAGUUAGAAAUAGGACACUAAGUACUAAAGAAGAUGGAGACGGCUUGGAGUGUAGGUGUGUGAAGUUGGGAAAGAAACACAAGCAGUAUUACGAGAGGAGGCUUAAGUUCUUGGAGGGAAAGAUCUCGAUUUACGAAGCAGCACAAGACGUUAAAGAGGCUAAAUUAGCACAGAGAUUGCAGAAAGAGUUCCUUCUUGAAAACAGAAUACAGGAGCUCGAAACGCAACUAUCCGAAUUACAAGACAAGUACGAGAGAUUAGAGGAAGAUUGCUGUGAACUAGAAGAAAUCGAAAAUGACACCCGUUUACAUUGGCAGCAGCUUGAGAUGGACUAUGAGCUCUGUUCAGCUCAACUAAGGGACAUGACGGAGCAACGAGAAUGUUCUCGGUCACAGGCCGAGCGCCUGAUGGCUGAGCUUACCAAUAGGGAGUGCACAUUAAAAGCGAGAGAGAAUGAGUUACGCACGAGGUUAGAGAAGUUGGAGAGAGCGGUGCCGGCACUGAUAGCGUGGAACGUCGUCCAAGCAGUUGGAGCUGAUCUAUCGUGUGGUGGAAAGCGAGCUCUAAUAAGCCGUAUGAGUGGCUACGGCGAGGACACUCGCAAGGCCGUGCAGCAGAUACGGCAGGAGUGCCGGCAGUACGGCACCCGGUGCGGUGCGCUCGUCGCCUGGAACGACAUCACCACCGGGUCCACGCCCACCGAACAGGAGUUGCAGAAACAAGUCAACAAGUUAUUAACCGAAAAGAAGAGGAUAGAAAGUCAAACUGAAGAAACGAAAAGAAAGCUCGAACAGAGAGUCCAUCAAUUGGAAGAAGAAUUGGAUACUGCAAAGAGACAGAUAACGGCAACGGUCUGCGGAGGAGAAGCUAAGAAAGAGAAGAUUGAAGAAGAAAUCUCAGAUUUAGAAUCACAGUUGAGAAAAGAUCAAGAAACUGGAAAGCAACCCGCAGACCCAGCGAUGGGCACGAAGAUACGAGCGUUAUUGAUCAGCGAGCAAGAACUUAAGAACAGGGUCUCAGAGCUGGAGAGAAGAGAGGCAGCGUACUUGGAGAUGUUGACGCAAGCAGACGACAUGUGGGCGGAGAUGGAGGGCGGAUACAAGAAGAGGAUCCAGGAGUCACAAACAUUGGAGACCACACUCAAGAACAGGGUUAUAAAAGUAGAAAAUGAGCGUGACCACUACAGGAAGUGCUUUGAACCGCUAAAGAAGAAACUGAAAGAAGUAGAAGAGUCUGAAUCAGGAAUGCGCAUAGCGUUGGAGAAAGCCGAGAGAGAUACUAAACUCCUCAAAGAUCAGAAUGCGAAUCUACACAGCGAGCUAAACAAAGCAGAACAAGAAGUUAGGAAAUCUGAAAUAGCGUUCAGGAGCCUCGAUGCUAAGUUCAAGAAAGAGAUAGAGCAGUUGAGAAAAUUGAAUAAACACUUGGACACUGAUCUGAAGUCUCACAAGGAAUCAGCGAAAAGGGCGGAGAAGAGUUUCGUCGGGGACUUGGAGUCUAUUAGGAAGGAACUGGCUCGAGCCUACAAGAAUAAUCAAGAUCUAGAAGUAACUAAUAGUGAACUUAAGGAGGAGGUCGAAUCUCUGGAAAAACAGCUUGCUUUGACUCAGAAAGCUUUAACACAAUGCAAAAGGAAGUGUGACGAGAAGGUAAAGACUUUGAGUCACGAGUUGUCCAUCAAAACUGAAGAGUUAGAAGAAUUGAGGAGUGAAACUAUGCGACAGUCGUUCCACGCUUCUCGCGUAGAAUUGCAGCCGGAUAGGACUGAAUAUAUUGACGAAGGCUAUUCUGUAUACACGGCGGUACCAAAGAAGACAGACUACGGGAGAAUGCAUCAUAGUAUGAGCUACAUAACGCCGGAGUCUCGCUGCUCGUGCCCGGCGAUGCGCAGCCAGCUGGUCGGGCAGCUGAUCGAGGACCUGUUCGAACGGGUGCACAACACUGUGGACGACGACCUGACCAGACUGUGCAACGACAUCAAUAUGAUUAAUAGUAGAGAAGUGACUGCUGAAACCAAAGCGAAAAUUACAAAUUACCUCUUAAUGGCUAUCUCGAAGGAGCUCGUUAGGUCUAUAGGGGACGCUGAUGCUAAGACUGAUACAGAGGAGUGGCGGCGCGGCGCGUCGUCGAUGUCGCAGGCGAGCGCGCACAUGUCGUGCGGCUCGCAGCACGCGUCCAACGCCAGCGUGGUGGCGGGCGCCGAGCGGCUCGCCUCCGUCAGCUGCGCCUGCGCCGCCGCGCGCCUCGUUACCAAGCGCCCCGACCUCUCCAAUGCUGUCAAACGCUGUCAGGAGGAAGUUCUGGAUCACGGCGAUGUUAAAAUCAUGGAGGAGCAAUUAGCGAAUGCAAUCGAAAGUAUUGUUAAUUGUCCAUCUUGUGCGUUGGGUACAAAUGCGAUAGUUUGGAGCACGGAUGUUUAACAACGCCAUUUUCGUGCGAUUUUAUGUGUAAUACCUCCACCGACCUCACUCUGGUGCCUUCAUUAGUUAAGCCGUUAGAAACUUACGAAGUGUAAAUAUAUUUGUAUCAUAAUAACAUAAUACUCCUAUUUUAAUGAAGUAACGUAACCGAUAAGCGAAUCAUAUCGAACAAGUGUACCUACAUUCGAAUAAGGAAACUUUGAAUACGCAUCAAUUCUCGACGUAUUUUUGUUUUUUUUUCUGUGCCAAUUGUGUUUUGUAAUAAAAUCUUGCGUGCAAUAAGAUUUUUGUAGUAAACUGUUAAUAGAUCUGAUAAUCAUAAUUGAUAUAAUUAUGUAUCGUCAUAUUUUUUUAAACGAACCAAAAUUGAAGGACUUUUUUGUAAUUUCUUUCGACCGUUUUUAUUGUAUCAUUGCAAGCAAGUGUUGUUUUGUGUAAAUAAUAUUAUAAUUAUUAUUCGAUGACGAAUCAAUGUUUUGUUUUAUUAACAAUCGAGUCACUCACAAAAUUAGAUACAUUGUCUUUCUCUAUUUUAUGUAAUAAAAAGAUGAUUUAAUUUAGAAGAUGAUUCAUUGAUUGAUUAAAAACUUAUUAUUUAAA